Pelmatolapia mariae (spotted tilapia) is the source of this 942-nucleotide messenger RNA. RefSeq names its product protein phosphatase 1, regulatory subunit 3Db (gene ppp1r3db). Lineage: Eukaryota; Metazoa; Chordata; Actinopteri; Cichliformes; Cichlidae. Gene Ontology annotation, biological process: regulation of glycogen biosynthetic process. The transcript has 2 exons. The record is from RefSeq and is a predicted model, not a curated record. Bases 49 to 942 code for a protein of 297 amino acids. Gene Ontology annotation, cellular component: protein phosphatase type 1 complex. Gene Ontology annotation, molecular function: glycogen binding; protein phosphatase 1 binding.
CUGCUCAACAACAAACACUGCUGUAAAGGUGUUUUAGUUGUCACAAAAAUGGAUGGGGCUUCUUGUGAGAAGUCUUGGAACCAGCUUCAGUUCAUGGGUGGCUCCAACAAUGUAUCCUCAACUAGAACCAUCCGGCUACGGGACAUUUAUGAUCCCAAACCUCAACCUCCCAAAGCCCCCGUCCGGAUCCGCCCUCCAAGUCCAAGACCUCCACCCGUGAAGGAGCCCAGUUCAAGGCAAAGUCUUUCCAGUGAUCCCUCAACCAAGACCAUCAUAAGGAGACGGGCUCAGUCUCUUCCAUCGUCUGCAGAGCGCAAGAAGGAACUUAGGAGUGUACAAGUACGCUUUGUGGACUCACUGGGUCUUCAGCUAGAGGAAGUUAAGGUUUUCAAAGUUCAAGAGUGUCCCAUUAUACCCCAACAUGUUAUAUUCAGGCUGCUGAUGAGCUCUGAAUUGGCUUUUGGGAAGUCCCUGGAGCUGUCACUGCCUUACUUCAAACCCUGUUUUCCUGAAAAUAUGGGUGCUCAGCCGGACUUCCUGACACGGCUGCACACACAGCGCGUGUGUCUUGAGCAGAUCCAAUGUUCAGAGCAGGGGAUAACAGGCACCAUACAAGUAUUUAAUGUAGCCUAUGAGAAAGAAGUCACAGUACACUACUCUUUCACCAACUGGAGAACACACACAAAUACAGCAGCAUCCUGGCUAUCGAGUGUAUACCGUGAGGGGUGUGACUCUCCAGUACUGGACGUCUUCAGGUUUCGUCUUCCUGUCCCACCGUUCGCUUUGCAGCCAGGGGCUAGCUUGGAAUUUGCAAUCUGCUACCACGUAAAAGGAUCUGAUUACUGGGACAACAACAACGGCAAUAAUUACAAACUUUCAUGCCACAGCUACAAGGUGACCGUGCCAAGGGAGUGUGAAGAUAGCAUGCUACAUUUCACCUGA